GUAGGCGGGUAUAGUAUAUACUGUAGUGUAUAUCGCCGGUGUUGAGGGCAGAAGGGACCAAGGGGCAGGUUAAGCUUUUGGGUUGAGUUACUACGAAUCGGUAUUUUUCAGAUGGUUAGCAACGCAUAUAUUUAGCCGGUGCAGGCGUACGCUUUGUUGGCUCCCUGGAAUUCUGCAUGGUUAAGCAUGCUAGCCACGUAGAUAGCCAGUUGCUAACUUCUGGAGUCUCUAACGAAUGUCCGCUAGCCAGGGACUUGCGUAUUCUAGAGAGACACACCGAACAUGCCGACAAUUUGCCGUGGAUGCAUUACUCAAAAACAGCAAUCCUAGUUCCGAUCGAACCUGGCUAUAACGUUAGCUUGGCAACCACCCAGUCACGCGCGCAAAUUCAAAUGCACAGGAAUUGCUUUUUGCUUGUUAGAAACUGCGAAAUUUCAUACCACGGCUUUACAAUUUUGUCUGAUAUGUAUUGGUGUGAUCUACAAGCUAGUCGUGUAUAAUAGUGUUUAGUUGUCAUUGCUUGCAUGCUAUGCCUUUGCUCCUGAUAAUAAUAAAAUGGCUUGCCAGCUGCUCUACCUAGUUAAUUCGCGUCACGCUGCAUUGUGUGCAAGCAUUCAGUUCACUAUUUAGGCUUCUGUAUGGGUCCAGUAUUUAUAGAUUCUGACGAUUGACAUUUUAAGAUGGCAGUUCUACACGCGAGAACCUUUCUUUUAAACCUCAGGUGUUCCAUCCCGAGAGUCAUUAUGUCUCCCUGUGUGCGAUUUGCACCCAUCCGGGGCUGCUUAAGCAAAAAGGUCCAGUAUCUAUCCCGGCUUCCCAGGCUGGCAGCGCUUUGUUGGGUGGCAGAAAAGACCGCAUCCUGCGUUGCGAGCUGCCAGGAGGCGUCCCAACAUCAGCGACCAGCAGACAGGAAGUCUUUAGUGAGGGUUCAGGUACACAAGCUGGCCUUCGCCGUGAGGCUUUGCUUCCGUGCGGUGGUCCUGCUGCUGAAGUUUGGCCCCUUGCUCUUGCUGUACCCGCUGUGUCUGGUCUCGGGGCGCCUGGGCUCCCGCUGGCUGGACGCCCUGCUGUGGGUGACGGAGACGUCGGGCCCCACCUUCAUCAAGCUGGGCCAGUGGGCCAGCACCAGGAGGGACGUCUUCUCCCCGGAGUUCUGCGACAGGUUCUCCCGGCUGCACGUGCAGGUGCGCCCCCACUCCUGGGCGCACACCAAGCAGUGCCUGCGGGGGGCCUUCGGGGACUCCUGGAAGAGGCUGUUCCGGUUCCACAGCCGGGAGCCCGUCGGGUCGGGCUGCGUGGCCCAGGUGUACCGGGCCUCGGCCCAGGUGGACAGCAUCCAGGACCCGGUCUUCCAGCAGCUGGUGGGCGACAUGGAGCGGGACGACCCCCUGGAGGCCUGGGAGAUCCCCGGGCUGGGCGGGACUUUGGGCUCACUCUGGGGGCGGGGGCACGAGGACGCCGACGGAGAAGAGCUGAGCAAAGACGGGAGGGGUGGUGGGGGUGACCGGCCCUCAGCGGGACACGGAGAGCAGGGCCGAACUGGGGACACGCCCCACAAGCAAGAGCACCUGAUGUCAGUAGCUAUCAAGGUGCUUCACCCCGGGGUCCGGAGGCAGGUGCAGGUAGACCUGCUGCUCAUGAAGGCGGGCAGCUGGGUGCUGCACUGUCUGCCCGGCCUGAAGUGGCUCAGCCUGCCGGAGAUUGUGGACGAGUUUGAGAAGCUCAUGAUCAGACAGAUUGACCUGCGAUACGAGGCGGAGAACAUGGAAAGAUUCCGGGAGAAUUUUCGGGAUGUGGAUUUCGUCACGUUCCCUACGCCUCUUCGGCCGUUCGUCACCAGGAACAUUCUGGUGGAAACAUUCGAGGAGAGUGAACCCAUCUCCAACUUCCUGACCCAAGACGUGCCGGAGGAGGUGAAGCGGAGGAUUGCCAGGAUGGGAGUGGACACUCUGUUGAAGAUGAUCGUCGUGGAUAACUUUGUGCACGGGGACCUGCACCCGGGGAACAUCCUGGUGCAGGGCGGGCGCGGGGAGGCCCCGCUGGGCACGGCCACGCUGACGGACCUGUGCGACACGCUGGUGGUGAGCAUGCGGCCCGCCGCCGCGCCGCUGCGCCUGGUGCUGCUGGACGCCGGCAUCGUGGCCCGGCUCAGCGAGGGGGACCUGCGCAACUUCCGCGCCGUCUUCACCGCCGUGGUGCUCCGAGAGGGGGAGAGGGUGGCGGAGCUCAUCCUAAACCACGCCCGGGCGAACGAGUGCCAGGACGUGCCCAGGUUCAAGCGGGAGAUGGCAGAGCUGGUGAACGAGACCCUCAGCAACACUCUCACUCUGGGGAAGGUGCAGGUGGCUGAUUUACUCUCCCGUGUCUUUGGGCUGUUGAUCACUCACAAGGUGAAGCUGGAGAGUAACUUCGCCUCCAUUGUGUUCGCCAUCAUGGUCCUGGAGGGCCUUGGCAGAUCCCUGGAUCCCAACCUGGACAUCCUGAAGAUCGCCAAACCCAUGCUGCUAAAAAACUGCGCCUCCCUCCUGUAGCUCGACAAACCGACGUUAGAGCUGUGGCUAAUUCACUCACUAAGACCACAUCAUCCCAUGUCUCAUUUACCUCUGUGUUGUCCUUCAGAAAAAUAUGACUGGAGACGCUGCAAGUGCAAAACGUAGUCCAUAGAGGGGUUCCUGAUCUUAUCCCAGAAUGAGCAGUGGGGCCAAAACUUGUAAAACACCCCGAUUCAACUAAUUAAAGUUGUGAUUGGCUAA
This is a messenger RNA of Anguilla rostrata (American eel), 2753 nucleotides long. It is a transcript of the gene adck2, whose product is annotated as aarF domain containing kinase 2. Bases 681 to 2531 code for a protein of 616 amino acids. Lineage: Eukaryota; Metazoa; Chordata; Actinopteri; Anguilliformes; Anguillidae. Gene Ontology annotation, cellular component: mitochondrion. The record is from RefSeq and is a predicted model, not a curated record. The transcript is spliced from 8 exons.